AUGUUACAAAGUAUUGGAUUUCCAUAUUCCGAUUGGCGAACAUAUGUCUGGGAAAUACAAAUACUACCAGCUUUACGGAUAUUUAAACAAGAAUAUGGUCAUUUAUUUGUACGUCAACAGUUUCAAGUUCCAGUAGGUGAUUUCAAAUGGCCACGUGCGACUUGGGGGAUUAAAUUAGGUUCUCAAUGUCAAUUACUACGUCGUGAUGUGAAUGAUGGAUUAUCGGAAGAACGGAAGGAAGUAUUGAAUCAAAUGGGGUUUAUAUGGAGUGAUAUUCAAUGGAAAUGGGAAAUGCAGUUUCUAACAGCUCUGAAAACAUAUCGAACAAUCUAUGGCCAUACUUGUGUUCAUCAUAUGUUUAAAGUACCAAUGAAUGAUACAUGCUGGCCCAAAAUCACGUGGGGAUAUCGACUUGGUCAUGCGGUUGCAAAAGUACUGACAAAUUUAGAUGAACACAUUCUUACGUCAAGUCAAGUGGAAGAUUUAGAAAAAUUGGAUUUUUUUCAAACCACACAAGCUCUAGAGGUAUGGCAACAUGUUGUAAUGCCAUCCUUGGAACUCUAUCCAAUUGUUUACGGUGAUACAUUUAUUUCAGAGGAUUUUAUUGUUCCUAGUGAAACACCUUGGCCAGAACGGUCGUGGGAUAUGAAGUUGGGAUAUGUUGUCAAAACAAUCAACUCGAAGCUCGUUUUUCAAACUGAAAUGGGAAAUGACAAACAGAAACUAAAAGAGAUUGGCUAUGCAUGGGAAUCACUCUUUGGUAAAUGGGCCAAGGAAUUACUACCAGCUCUACGUCUUUAUAAGGCCAAGUUUGACCACUGUGAUGUACCAUCGUGGUGGAUUGUGCCCAUGAAUGAUGAGUCUUGGCCCAAAGCACUGCGCGGCUAUCAUCUUGGCAAACAAGUGGUUCGAGUUCGGCGCAAUGGACGUUUAAAUGCCGACGUGGCUGAUGUACUGACAGAGUUGAAUGCAAUUGGAUUCAAGUUUAAUGCCUUUGAAAGUAACUUUGUUGAUCGGGUCUUACCGGCGUUAGAAGUUUAUGCAAAAAUCUACGGCGAUACGCAUGUGUCUCAAGGCUUUAUCGUGCCAUCCGAGAGCACGUGGCCAUCUCCGUCAUGGGGAACAAAGCUUGGGCACACCGUACGCAACAUACGCAAUCGCCAUCAACAUGCACAACAGGUAGAGAUAUACCGCGAGCGUCUUGAAAACAUUGGUUUCGUAUGGAGCAUCUACAAGUCCACGGCAGCUACUAAGCGCGACAUUGUGGAUCCAAGUCUUGAGGUCUACAAGGCGAUUAACGGUGAAGACGCUGAGAUACCGCGUCAUUUCGUAAUUCCUGCCGAUGAUUCGCGUUAUCUGGAUAUCGCUAAAGGCUUUGAGCUAGGCGCAUGGCUUGUCCAGUACAACAAGCGCACCAUCGGUCUGCUUCCGUUUCAGACACACGAUGGCAGAAAAAGAACGGCAUCGACGAGCGAUGAGCCCCGUCAUCCUCGCGCCCAGAGAAACCUUACACCUCACGCUGAACAGUACUGGAAGGAUGUUUUAUUGUGCUCAUUUCAAACUUAUGCAAAUUUGUAUGGUAGUUGUAAAGGCAUGGUCGGUAGUUUUGUUGUACCACAUGUAGAACCGUACCCGCAGUCUGCUUGGGGGCUUAAUCUUGGCCUUCGUUUGCGUCACCUUCGUCACGGCAUUCGUUAUGCCAAUGAAAUUGCCAAGUAUAAAGAUGAGCUUCAAGAGCUAGGCGUGCUGCUUAAUGAGAUGCAGUCAGGUUAG
Molecule: messenger RNA, 1773 nt
Organism: Peronospora belbahrii
Lineage: Eukaryota; Oomycota; Peronosporomycetes; Peronosporales; Peronosporaceae
Source: the annotation of a GenBank genome assembly